This is a messenger RNA of Aspergillus versicolor CBS 583.65, 754 nucleotides long. Its product is annotated as FKBP-type peptidyl-prolyl cis-trans isomerase. The transcript is spliced from 5 exons. The record is from RefSeq and is a predicted model, not a curated record. NCBI's taxonomy places the organism in Eukaryota, Fungi, Ascomycota, Eurotiomycetes, Eurotiales, Aspergillaceae. Gene Ontology annotation, molecular function: peptidyl-prolyl cis-trans isomerase activity. The coding region runs from base 212 to 589 and encodes 125 amino acids.
UUCCCAUAAAUAAGUCGCAUCAUGAAUAAGAAAACCCGAUAUUAACCAGCAUUAAUGCCGGGUAGUAAUUCUGCCUAAGCUACAAAACUGGUUACAUCCCCCCACUCUAUCUGUAUUUCCCUUCUUAAUUACCUUGCCCCUCCUCUCUUCGGCUUAUAUCCCAUGAGUAUUGUCCUAUACAAGCAGAACAGAUCACCCACUACAGAUUAGAAUGGGCAUACUACACGGCGUUACAAAGACAAUCCUCCAGCCAGGAAACGGCCGCGACAGCCCCAAGAAAGGCGACACGGUGAUCAUCGAGUACAGAGGCUGUUUAUAUGAUGAGUCAAGUGGUGCCGACCACUACUUCAUGGGCACCCAGUUCGAUACAUCGAAGGGCCGGGGCCCGCUGAAGACGGAGAUUGGUGUUGGAAAGGUUAUCAUUGGUUGGGACGAGGGCGUGCAGCAGAUGACGCUCGGCGAGAAGGCCAUUUUGACAAUUUCGAGUGAUUAUGGGUAUGGCAAAAAGGGAUUCCCUGGGCUGAUCCCGCCCAAUUCAGGGCUGGUGUUCGAGGUUGAAUUGAAGAAUAUUCUUGGGAAACCUGUUUAGCAUGCUUAUGAUGAUGCUUGUUGAGGCGUUGGACAAGAUACUUGCUUUUUCUGAUUGUGAGAAUAGUUUGUUUGGAGCUUGCAGGAGUUAUUAAUUUGGUAUCGAGCAGACAUCAGAGAGCCAUUUGAAUAUGAGUCCUAGGAGAAUUUGAUUCUUCUUUCGGUG